Messenger RNA from Tripterygium wilfordii, 3740 nucleotides. RefSeq names its product polyprotein of EF-Ts, chloroplastic-like. The record is from RefSeq and is a predicted model, not a curated record. Gene Ontology annotation, molecular function: translation elongation factor activity; protein binding. Lineage: Eukaryota; Viridiplantae; Streptophyta; Magnoliopsida; Celastrales; Celastraceae. The transcript has 5 exons. Gene Ontology annotation, biological process: mitochondrial translational elongation. Gene Ontology annotation, cellular component: mitochondrial matrix. Bases 204 to 3503 code for a protein of 1099 amino acids.
UCGUUUCUGCGAAGGAAACAAUAUCGAAAGAUAAGGAUUUAAAGCCCAACCUUUCAUUUCCCUCUCUUCUUCUUCAUCGGUGGUAAUCAAUAGCAGCUUCUCCUUCUUUUUCUCUAUCUUCAACAAAGAGUCAAAGAGGUACGAUUGGGAUGAAACAGAUAUUUUAGUGCAUUCUGCACUUUUCCUUCGCAAUUGAAGUGAAUAUGACACCUGUGAUUCCAUGCUCUACCAGCAAUAUUUCUCUCAUUCCUGGAACUGCCUUUCUCGUGAAGAAGAAUUGUUUAACCAAAUGCAGUACAGCAAGAAAACUGACAAAAUAUUCAAAGAGAUUAGUUUUACCUCUUUCAAAUUAUGUUUUGUUUCCUCAAUAUAGCAGAGAGAGUACUUUGCAUCAUACAUCUGGAGUCCAUUUAUUAUCAGCGACGGGGACAGAUAUAGCAGUUGAAGAACCAGAAACACCUGCCACAGAUGAAAUUUCUGGUGGGGCCUCAGAGAGUCAAUCUGAAGCAGUUGAAACAAGUGAAAAUCCAUUCAAUAAAUCAGAUGCAAAUCCUACACCAGCUCAGGCUAGACGUUCAAGACCUGGCAGGAAAAGUGAGAUGCCUCCUGUUAAGAUUGAGGAACUGGUUUCUGGAGCUACGUUUACAGGGAAAGUAAGAUCUAUCCAGCCAUUUGGUGCUUUUGUUGAUUUUGGAGCUUUCACUGAUGGCCUAGUACAUGUUUCCAAUUUGAGCAAUACCUUUGUUAAGGAUGUUGGAAACUUUGUUUCUGUUGGACAAGAGGUGAAGGUGAAGAUUCUUGACGCGAACACUGAGACGGGACGUAUCUCUCUUACCAUGCGUGAAAGUGAUGAUGGUAAUAAUCCGCAGCAACAAAAAGAUGUUUCUAGUAGUAGUGAGAAGGCAAGGUCUGCAAGAAGAGAUCCUUCAAAGUCCAGCCAGAAGAAAAAUGAGGUUAAAAGCUCAAAGUUUGUCAAAGGACAGCAACUGCAGGGAACAGUGAAAAAUUUAACCAGGGCUGGUGCUUUUAUAUCACUUCCAGAUGAUGAGGAAGGAUUCCUGCCAACAUCUGAAGAGGCUGAUAAUGAAUUUUUAACCAUGAUGGGUGGUUCUUCACUGCAGGUUGGCCAAGAAGUCAGUGUGCGUGUGCUGCGAGUUACGAGAGGACAGGUGACCUUGACAAUGAAGACCGAAGCUGUUCAGUUGGACCCACAACUAAGCCAAGGCGUUGUCCAUGUUGCAACAAAUCCCUUUGUGCUAGCUUUCCGUCAGAACAAGGAUAUUGCUGCAUUUUUAGAUGAGCGAGAGAGAUUGGAGAAGGCAGACAAACAGCAAGUCAAGCCUGUGAGUUCAGAGAAGAUAGAAGGAAAGUUGGACGAAAGCGAGACUGCUUCUGAUAUACCUGAAAUGCAGGGUCAAGCAGACAGCAGCAAUGUCCCUUUGGCAGUCGAUGAAAAUGCCAAGCAUGUUGAAACUUCCUCAAAGAAGGCUGAUAGGGAAUCCAUUGUUGAUAGUGAUAGUGACACAGAAUUUUCCGUAUCCAGCGCACAAACUGUAGAUGGUGCAGCCCAAGUAGCAGAGAAAGAAUCUGAAAUUGAAGGGAGUGUCUCCACUAACCAUCAGUCAACUGAGGAAGCUUCUUUAAUUGAUGAGAUGGCAGAUGAUGGACAAUUGGAAACAUCUAAUGAAGUAGCCAAUCAGAACUUGAGUUCUGAAAGUCCAGUUGACGAAGUUGUGGAUGAUCAAGGGGAUGAUGGGGCGAAAGAUGAGGUGCAAAUACAAGAAUCUGCUGUUGGGAGUGAGAUUUCUUCUUCUGCACCACUUGGAGGGAUGGAGCCUAUCCCUGAUGAAAAUGGCAGUCUCACCAGCUCAGAUAACCUGAAAAUUGAUGGAAAUUCUGGGCCAUCUGGAGAUUCGCUCGAGGAUCAAAUCAUCACUUCUGAAAGUCAGGUCCUUCAGGAACUUUCGAAGAAUGAAUACAAGAACACCAAGGAUGCAAUGCUGAUACAAACACCAGCUGCUGAGGGUCAAAUUCCUUCAGGCUCUCUGGCUGGAGAUGCAAUUGAUGGACCUGUUCCUGAGGAAAAUGGCGGUGUGGGUGAUUCAAAAAAACAAAAUGGAGUUCCUUCCCCUGAGGAGAGCACAACCAAAGCAUCUAUAUCACCUGUUCUAGUAAAGCAGCUCCGAGAAGAAACAGGAGCAGGCAUGAUGGAUUGCAAGAAAGCUCUCUCAGAGACUGAAGGAGACAUUAUUAAAGCUCAGGAGUUCCUCAGGAAAAAAGGAUUAGCAAGCGCAGACAAGAAAGCGAGUAGAGCCACAGCCGAAGGAAGAAUUGGCUCGUACAUUCAUGAUAGCAGGAUUGGGGUGCUGGUAGAGGUGAACUGUGAAACAGAUUUUGUUUCCAGGGGUGACAUUUUUAGGGAGCUGGUCGAUGAUCUAGCCAUGCAGGUGGCAGCGUGCCCUCAAGUACAGUAUCUUGUCACAGAAGAUGUUCCUGAAGAGAUUGUGAACAAGGAAAGAGAGAUUGAGAUGCAGAAGGAAGAUUUGCUAUCAAAACCCGAGCAAAUAAGAUCUAAAAUAGUUGAAGGGCGAAUCAGGAAGAGGCUAGAGGAGCUAGCGCUGCUUGAGCAGCCAUUCAUUAAGAAUGAUAAGGUGGUGGUAAAGGACUGGGUGAAACAGACAAUUGCUACCAUUGGAGAAAAUAUAAAGGUGAAGAGGUUUAUGCGCUACAAUCUUGGAGAGGGCUUCAAGAAGAAGAGCCAGGAUUUUGCUGCUGAGGUGGCUUCUCAAACUGCGGCUAUACCAGUUCCUGCGCCUGCAAAAGAGCAGCCUCCUGCUGUGGAAGCCGAGGAAACUGUUCAGAAACCACCUGCAGCAACAGUCUCUGCUGCCCUUGUAAAGCAACUGCGGGAGGAAACAGGAGCGGGAAUGAUGGACUGCAAGAAAGCCCUGUCUGAAACUGGAGGAGAUCUCGAGAAGGCACAGGAAUACCUUAGAAAGAAGGGUCUGUCAACUGCUGACAAGAAAUCCAGCCGGCUUGCUGCUGAAGGCAGGAUUGGUUCCUACAUCCAUGACUCGCGCAUUGGUGUACUGAUUGAAGUCAAUUGUGAGACUGACUUUGCAGGUAGAAGUGAAAAAUUCAAGGAAUUGGUUGAUGAUCUGGCAAUGCAAGUCGUAGCCUGCCCACAGGUACAGUCUGUAUCUAUUGAAGACAUUCCAGAGAGUAUUGUGAAAAAGGAAAAAGAGCUCGAGAUGCAGAGAGAAGACCUUCUGUCAAAACCCGAGAACAUCCGAGAGAGAAUCGUUGAGGGGAGGGUGUCAAAGAGGCUUGGUGAACUUGCUCUUUUAGAGCAGCCAUUUAUUAAGAAUGAUGGCAUAUUGGUGAAAGACCUUGUGAAGCAAACCAUAGCUGGUCUUGGGGAGAAUAUUAGAGUCCGAAGAUUCGUGCGCUUCACUCUCGGUGAGACUGUUGAGGACGCAGGAGUAGAAGCUGAGGCAUGGUAGCUAGUGAAACUGUCCCCAGACAAAGUCACUAAUGCAGGUCUGAGGUGUGGUUGAGACUAAUUUUGGAUGAGAGAAUAGUUAAUUAAUUUUUAUUUUCUUUUGGUUUUGGCUGAAGCAAAAAGCUCUCUGAAUGUAGUUGUUAACAAGCUAUUGAUAUAUGAAGUACUUCCCACUUCACCAUCAUAGGUGAAGUGGGAAAUUUUCUACCGCAAGAGACUACAAGGAAUUAUUCAAACA